This is a messenger RNA of Lasiosphaeria miniovina, 1683 nucleotides long. Its product is annotated as major facilitator superfamily domain-containing protein. Gene Ontology annotation, molecular function: transmembrane transporter activity. The transcript is spliced from 8 exons. The record is from RefSeq and is a predicted model, not a curated record. NCBI's taxonomy places the organism in Eukaryota, Fungi, Ascomycota, Sordariomycetes, Sordariales, Lasiosphaeriaceae. Bases 1 to 1683 code for a protein of 560 amino acids. Gene Ontology annotation, cellular component: membrane. Gene Ontology annotation, biological process: transmembrane transport.
AUGUCUUCCAAGUCGCCGCUCCCCGGGUCACACCCGCCCGAGCUUGUCGAUGAGAAGAAAAUUGACUUGCCAAACGCCAAAAAUGUUGCCACCUUUGAGACUGUGAAUUCAAGCGAGCUUUCGGGCUCGGAGGACAACGAAAUUGACAAAGACAACCCAUUCAACACACCGGCGAAUGUGGAACACUGGAAAGAGGUCUACGACAAGGCGGAGUACGAAUGUCGUCACGUCUUCGACCCCACCCUUACAUGGACCGAGGAAGAGGAGAAGGCCAUCGUGCGGAAGCUUGACUGGCGAGUCUGCCUCUGGGCUUGUGUCAUGUUCUUCGCUCUGCAGGUCGACCGCGGCAAUCUCUCGCAAGCCUUGGCCGACAAUCUUCUUGACGAUCUCAAAAUGAAUACCAACGACUACAACUUUGGCAACGUCGUGUUCUUGGUCUCGUUCUUGCUCGCUGAGCUGCCGUCGCAGCUCGUGUCCAAGAAAAUAGGCCCGGACCGCUGGAUCCCAAUGCAAAUGGUGCUAUGGUCCGUUGUCGCUAUUGCGCAGUGCGCAAUUACUACGAGGUCGGGGUUCCUUGCCACACGAGCCUUGUUGGGUCUGUUGGAGGGCGGCUUCAUCCCCGACAUUGUUUUGUGGCUUUCCUACUUCUACACAUCCCGUGAGCUUCCCAUCCGUCUCAGUUACUUCUGGACCGCUCUCUCGGUGACGACCAUUAUCACCUCUUUCCUGGCAUUUGGUCUCCUGCGACUCCGCGGAGUCAAUGGCUGGGCCGGGUGGCGCUGGCUUUUUAUGGUAGAAGGUCUCAUUACCCUGCUUAUUGGGAUCGCCUCCUUCUUUUUGAUGCCUGCAUCUGCCGUUCAGACCAAAGCGUGGUUCCGACCCAAUGGCUGGUUUACGGACCGCGAGGUGGCCAUCGUGGUCAACCGGGUGCUGCGUGACGACCCUUCCAAGGGCGACAUGCACAAUCGGCAGGCCAUCACGCCACGGCGCCUGUGGCGGGCCAUGAAGGACUACGACCUCUGGCCAGUCUACGCCCUCGGCCUCGUCUGCUUCCUGCCACAGAUCCCGCCCUACUACUAUCUCACCUUGACGCUGAGGUCAAUAGGCUUUAGUGCCAUAACAACCAACCUCCUCACCAUCCCCUCGGCCGCAAUGCACAUCAUAACCCUGAUUUUGAUAACGAGACUUUCAGAACGUCUUAAUGAGCGCACAUUUGUAUCCAUGCUUCAGUCGUUCUGGACGCUUCCCUGUGUAAUUGCGCUUCGGUGGUGGCCGGGCAUCAUCAAGGACCAGUGGGGCACGUUUGCGCUCGUCACGGUCCUGCUCUCUUACCCCUAUUGCCACGCGAUUUUGGUCGCCUGGGUUUCGAAGAACUCAAAUAACGUCGGCGCGCGAACCGUGUCAGCUGCGUUGUACAAUAUGUGUGUGCAACUCGGAAACUUGACGGGCAACUUCAUCUACGUCGACUACGACAAGCCGCUGUACAAGGACGGCAACACCAAGCUGGUCGUCAUCAACCUUCUCUCAAUUGGCCUGUUCCUCUUCACAAAGGCAUAUUAUGUCUAUCGCAAUAAGCAGAAGAGGAGAGUCUGGGAGGCCUUGACCGAGCAGGAGCGGAUUACCUAUGUCCGGACGACAAGGCUGCAGGGCAGCAGGCGCCUUGACUUCCAGUUUGCGCACUGA